Trichobilharzia szidati is the source of this 885-nucleotide messenger RNA. Lineage: Eukaryota; Metazoa; Platyhelminthes; Trematoda; Strigeidida; Schistosomatidae. The record is from the annotation of a GenBank genome assembly.
UGGAUAUACGAAAGAUUUUUCACUACAACUGUCAGUGUAAAUGCCUAAACCUAGAGGAAAAUCAAAGGUGAAAAGAGGAAAAAAGAGAAAAUCGGGGAAGAUCAAACACAAAAGGGGUGAUUCACCCCGACAGAAAAAGAUUAAACAGGAAAUUGACAUAUUGGGUAAAAUAGCUAUGGAGAACUUGUACUACAUCGCUCACAAUGCUCCAAGUGCACUAGUUUACCGUGGAUUUCGUUGGUCAGGAAUGAAAAUGAAAAAAGGGAAAGGCAAGAGGAAGGGUAGAAGGAAGAGAAGAAAAAAAUAAUUGCCCUAAGAUAUGCACUACUUAUAAUUUUUAUACAAUAUGAUACUGCUAAGAUAUGACUUUUUGCCUAUAUAUUCGUUCACUUAUUUCUAUAUUUGCAAUGCACUUUCAGAUUAUAUCUACAAAAACUGUCCUUCAGAAUGAUUUAUAUAGUGUAUAAAUAAACCUAAAAUAAAAACACUGUGUUCUUUCUUAUAAUUACACACAAAUUAAAUGCAUGAUCAUAACAUUUCAUAUGCUAGAAGACUAAAAUCCCUCAUUUCUGAGGUAAUUCAUCGCCCUGAACUUUCGUGCCACUCUCUCCAGUUUGAUUUUAUUUGUGGACCAAAUUGAGUCACAUGUCCACUCAUUUUUCUCAUAACUUUUCGGACACCACGUCAUGGUUCUUUUACUAUUCAUUUUGAUAUAAAUCCAAUUUUGUAAUUUAAACUUAUGUAUAACAAGAAGCUUUUAUAAAUAGAUAGAAUAUACCAAAGAUAUAUUGAUAUAAUUGUUCGACCUUUCUCACAAUACUUCAGAAACACCGACUAGUAAGUAACAUUAUGAAACUGAAAAAGAAAGCGAUCACACCACUGACA